Molecule: messenger RNA, 2745 nt
Organism: Spinacia oleracea (spinach)
Lineage: Eukaryota; Viridiplantae; Streptophyta; Magnoliopsida; Caryophyllales; Amaranthaceae
Product: low-temperature-induced 65 kDa protein
Exons: 7
Coding region: 131-2476 (781 amino acids)
Biological process (GO): response to abscisic acid; response to stress
Source: RefSeq, a predicted model, not a curated record
ACAAGUUGGCUCACAAUAAUCAUGGUUUUGUAAGUCUUAUAAAAGUUAUAACCUCCUAUUUAUUUCCAAUUCAAUUUGUAUCUCAUUUUAUAUAAAUAGUAUUUUCAAUUAAAAAAACCAAGAAUUCAAAAUGGAACACCCUAGCGGUCACACGCGUCACACUACUCAUGUAGAAGAUGAUCUUCAAGAUGCUUCCAUACAAACUGGUCAUAAUGAAGAUGAGAAGCCUGAGAAGAAAACAAUGAUGAUGAAAGUAAAGGCGAAAGCAAGGAAGAUUAGAGACAGUAUUAAGAAUGUUGGACAUAGUCAUGAUCAUGAUCAUGAUCACGAUGAGAAUGACGACGAUGAUGACGAGGAGGAGGAAGUUGAGAUGGAUAUGGACUCUGAAAUCCAAGGCACUCAUACUGCUCAAACCGGCACACCAGGGAAAGAGGAAGUUACAAGGCAGAAGCUGCAUGAACCAAAACUGGUAGAAAGAACAAUAGGUGAAGAUAUCCAAGUUCGGAACAGACUAGGUGAUUAUCAGACAUUUGAUCCUACUUCUGAAACAUUCACUCCUGGACAUGAUCAGACCUUAGGUUGGUCGAGGACUGAUACCGGAAAGCCAAAAGAGUACGGUGGAAGUCAUAGUACUGAAGCUUCUGAUAAAGAGAUGAAUGCAGCAGCUCCUGUAAAUCUUGGAGGUGUUGUUGUUGGUUGUGACCAUCAGGUCCCGAAAGAUGUAGGGGAAGAUAGUCAUUCUGCUAAUUAUCAGUCUGAAGUCAUUGAACCAACAGUUACUGGAUUCGAAUUCCCGGUUGCUCAAAGUCAUUCACCAGCAAAUAAGCCACAGGGCGAUUUUCAGACCUUUAAUCCUAGGACUGAUACUGAAAGGCUAAACAAGUCAGAGGAAAUGUUCAAUGAAUCGAAUAAUGCACCAAUAUCAGCCCAUUCAGGAAAUGAAUCACAUGAAAGAACUGCAAUGGAAGGGGUGGUUCAUGCACCGGGAAACAAGACAGAAGGCGAUUAUCAGACCUUUGAUCCUAAGACUACAAGCUAUGUUCCGGGACAAGAAGAGACCUUGGGUUGGUCUAGGACUGAUACCGGAGGGCUAAACAAGUCCGAGGAACUUUCCAAUCUAUCGAACAACACUUCAACUGAAACUCAUUCAGGUGAUGAAGAAACAAGGAUUAUUCAAAUCCUGAAUCAGAUGGAUUUAAUGAAUGUUAACGAAGAAUCGCAGCAGAAACCAACAGCACCAGAUGAUUCUCACCUGAACAAAACAGAACAUCAUAAUCCACUAGAUGAGAAAAUCUCAACUGAAAGCCACCAUGAUCAGUUCUUUGCAAAGCCAGACACAUCUGAGACGGGCCCAGCUGUUCAAGCUACUACUACUCCAGCCAGUGACGGUAAUAGCUACACCGGAAUGAUAUCAAAUGCGGCUGCAAUGGUGGCUGAUAAGGCAAUGCAAGCCACUAGUGCUGUUACAUCAAAGCUAGGGUAUGGUGGGCCAUCCACCGGGCCUACUAGUCCUGAUCAGCAGCACUCAACAACUGAUGUAACUUCAGAAAUGCACGACAACAACCCGUCAGAUAAGCCCGUGGGUACUACUUAUGGGGAGAGAAUGUCGAGUGCCACAGCUGUUGUUACUGAUAAAGCUAUACAAGCCAAGGAUGUUGUAGCCACUAAGCUAGGCUAUGGUGGCAGUCCUGAUCAGCAGCACUCCACUGAUGUGACUUCAGAAAUGCAUGAAAACCCGUCAGAGCAGCCCGUGGGUACUACCUACGGGGAGAAAAUAUCGAGUGCCACGACUGUUGUUACUGAUAAGGCUAUACAAGCCAAGGAUGUUGUAGCCGCUAAGCUAGGCUAUGGCGGGCCGUCCACCGGGCCAUCCACUGGGCCUAUUACCGGACCAUCCAAGGGGCCUAUUACCGGGCCAUCCACCGGGCCUAUUACAUGGGGGGAUAAGGGAGUGGCAGUGAAGGAGUAUUUGGUAGAGAAACUGAAGCCCGGUGAAGAUGACAAGGCGUUGUCCGAGGUUAUAACUGAAGCCUUGCCUUCGCCCUUACACAAACCGAAGGAGGAGGGUGUGACUAUAAUAGGGAGAGUUGCAGAGCCUAAAGAGGUGGUGCAAAUGAUUGAUCAUAUUGAGGAGAAGAAUGAUGAUGGUAUAGUGAUGGGUGAAGAUGACAAGGCAGUGUUCGAGGCUGUAGUUGGGAAGGUAGGGGGAGGGGACGAGGUUGCGGAAAGGCUUGGUUGGGGGGAGGAGAAGAAGGAGGAUGGUAGUGAUAAUGGUGGUGCAGGGGUGGUUAGUCCAGGGAAGGGUGUAAUGGAAAGGAUUAAAGAUGCUGCUAGUGGGUGGUUUCAGAGUAGUGAUGAGUUUCCGUCUCAGGAUACCGGUACCGGUACCGGUCAUAUCACACAAGGAACGGAAAGUUUUCCCAUUUCUAGCAUGGAAAGUGAGCAGAAAAGAAUCGGUGGUGCAGGGUCUCUUUAGUAAUUUGAGCUUAGAUAUGUGUUCCGGGUCUGGAAGUGGAACUGGGGGAUGAUCUGGGAGUACCUUGCCCUGUCAAGUAGAGCAAACGUUAGCCCCACUUUACGACCCAGUACAAUAUGUUGUAUUCCCGGAUUUUUUUUAUUUGUGAUGUGUAAACAAUAGCAGUUUGCUUCAGGAGUAAUGCUGCUAGCUUGCUAGGAAUGUACUUCAAAUUAACAACUGUUGUAAUUUUGUAAAUAAAGAACUGGACACUUUCCAGAGUUUGUGAA